UACAGACAUUGGAAAUGGCAAAACUUGAAGCAGAAUCUGAAUUACUUUUAGCUAGAUUGUAUUGGAACGAUACAACAUUAUAAGGUCUAUGGAUCGAUUAAACACACAUAAUGUCAGGGAUAUAUCAUGGUAACGAUUAGAUUUCUUUCUUAUUUUCUUAAGGCUUUCAACAACAUGCUGAUAGUUUGGUAAACUGGGCGUAACUGAGAUGUCUGAGCAGGAUCUGGUCGUCGAAUGUAGUACAGACGUUUUGGUCAAUUUUGUUGAGUCGCUGCAUGUCUACACGGGACUAUUGACUGUGGCUACAGUUUGUGGUGGACUCUCGGGAAUAUUAGCUGGUGCUGUUUUGUAUGUGUUUUGCCUGAAGACUUUAAUUUUGGCGAGACAAGGGCAUACUGCAAGAAGGCUACUUGAACCUGAUGAUGGAGAAGUGGAAAACAAUGCCAGCGAUCAUGGCAGCAACAACAGAAAAGAGCCCCCGCCUGUCCCAACUAAUUACAAAGAGAAGAACCACGAACCCAUGAAUAGUGAUGUGGCAGCAUUUGCGUCAAAAGCAAAAGUGGUCUACCCUAUCAACCAAAAAUAUAGACCUUUAGCAGAUGGCGCAUCCAACCCUUCUCUUCAUGAGUGCUCCAAGUUGCCAACAAUGCCAAAGGAUAAUUCGUCAUCAUCCUUCACAGAGGGAGAGUCUCUCAGCCAAGAGCUGGACAAUGAUGAGGGCAGCCAGUUCAUUUCCUCCUCAUUGGUCCCUGAGAGCCUGCAGAACCAGAGCUUUGUCAGGGUUUUCCACUACCCCUACACUUUGAUGCAAACGGGUUUUGAAGCAAGGAUCAAUCUCCAUUGUUUGGCCCUGAAAGAUGUACAACACCUUUGCUCUCAACUUCAGGAGGAAAAAUAUACUAUUUACCUUGAAAUGGUGAAAAAAACAUUUUGCCGUCAUUUUCCAAAAGACCAACAAGGUGCAAAGUUCACCACGGACAUUCUUCAAAUGCAGCAAAAGGAAGUGGAGGAGCUAAAGAAACAGCUGCCAACAGGGGACACUUGCAGUGAUGACGAUGUUUAUUCUCCUUGUACUUUGGAAGAAAUGGAAAGAUCUCAAAAAGAUUUUCUAGAACACAGUCUUCAAAUGUCCAAAUGUUUCAGCAAAGUUGUGGAGAACUACUCCCAACAUGUGAUGAAGAGUACCAGCAGGUUUACCCUGGAUGAAGCACGUGAUGCUAUAGUCUCUCUCAACCAGACACUUGUCAUGGUCGAGAAUCACCUAGUGAAAGCUCAAGAAGCACAACUAAUGAAAAUCCACCAGAAGCUUUUAUGGUGGGAAGAACUGACUGGGCUUCUUCAGUCCCAGCCAGCCUUGGUCCAGCAGGAAGUGUCGUUGCGACAGGGCUUGCUGGCUAUGAAACUGGAGCAACUGACCAGCAAGGAAGUUUUGACCUUGAACUGCAUGGAAACAAUACUUUCCCAAGUACAGCAUGCGCUCACUGAAGGCCUUCAACAGUGCAGAGAGGAUUACAGGAGGAAAACAAAGGAGUUGCUGUUUGAUAAAUGUAGCAAAAUAGAGGCAAAGCAAAAGAAGCUUCAGAACAGCCAGGCCAAGGAGAGGAGUCGUGUGCUGGAGCUACAAGAAACUCAUGGUGACCCAGAGCAGCUGUUAAAGGAGUAUCGGGAGCAAAGGCAGAAGCUUUGUGAUUUGGAAAUGCAACAGGAUGACCGGAUGGCUGAAAAUCUUUGUAACUUUUGGACAAAACUUCGCAGCACCUGGUCAAAAAGGCUAGAAGAACGAGCCAAGGACAUCUUUUGCACAUCUGUUACCGCCCAAUGCAAACUGUCUCCUGAACACUGUCAAGCACUCUGGCUGGACGUAGAAGAGCAGCUUGCUAAUAAGCAGCAGCAGGUGGAGACAUCGACCAGACUGCAAAUAGACCAAAUGCAGGCUCAGAUGGAUCAAGAACGAAAGGUAUGGACUGAGUCAAUGGCUCUGAUGCAUGCCAGUCUCAAGAAUCUAAGGACCCAGCAGAUGAAGAUCCUGCGAGCCAUGGCAGUCAGCCAGAGUUACAUCCUUAACAGCCAAGUGGGGAAGUUGCUGAACAUUAAACAUGAGCACCUGCUAGCAUGCGUGCAGCGCCACUUUAUGGCCAGACACUUUUGUCUAUACAUGCUCAAAGAGAUGAGGCUCUCCAAGCUGAAAGUUCUGUCUCAGACAGACUUUCGAGCUCUGCUGAUGCAGGACCCUGGCACACUCCAGUCGUGUGUUGAUUCAACUCUCAAGAAAAGCAAUGCCAGCCUAGCAGAGAAGCAUCUGGGUCCAGAGAGUCAACUGGUGACCCACAGCUUCCAUCAAGAAUUCCUAUCUGAGCUGGAAACAGGGAAGGAGCUUCUUCAAAACCAUGCACAGCUUGUACUAGGCAACGUCCUCAGCUAUGCCAUCUUACAGCUGAUGGAAGGCAAGCCCUAUGAAUCGCAAGGCUUGGCCAGGAAUGAUGACAGCUUGAAGCACCAUCUUACAGAGGCUGCUUCUGAGAGUGUUUAUGUGACCAAAGAUUCUCUUACCGCUCUCGUCCAAAGUUAUUAUUCUACCGUGCAAGAUAUUCCUAAAAAACUACAAUCAUGUCAGUCAAACACAAACCUUGGUGUGACUGUUGAAGACUCAAGUAACAGUCAGUUAAACAGAGGAUUGCUGAGAGAGCUGGAAAACUGGGGAAGGAAACCUAGCUCUUCUAAGUUUCAACAGAGGGUUGAGCUACACAAAAGAAAGUUGUUGGAGCAGUGCGAUCUAGAUCAGGAGAUGAUCUGUGAAGAGCUGAGGCGAAGAAAAGUAGCCCAGGAUCAAACAUUAGAAAGGAUGAAUGGACAAGUGCAGGAGGCAGAAAGAAGCUUCAUAAGUGAUUUGGCAGCUUUGGCACGGGUUCCUCUACACAAUCCAAACCCAGAGACCAGCGAUGAAGAUGACGACACAGGGGAAGUUAAUGCCUCUAUAAUGGAACUUCUAGCCCGGAACCCAGCCCUAGAUCCAGCGUUGAAUCCAUCACUGACUCCAACAGUUGUCACUCCGACAGCAUCCAAACUGGCAAAAAAGAAAAAAAGAGAGCAAAAGUCUCAUAUCAGUUGAAACCGGAUAAUGUUUUUAUGGUACACAACUGUAUGUAGGAUUUAAAAAAGAUUGUCCUUUUAGUCGUAGAUUUUAUCAAUGCUGUAUUUUAUUUAUCUCUUACAGUGUUAAGAUGUCAAAAAGGGAAUUUCAUACAGUAUGUUUGUCCAUCCAUUGUCUACAGUCCUUGUCCUCAGUAGGUUGGCCAGGUGAACUAGAGCCCGUCACACUUGAUUUUUUUGUAUAAAUGAAUGAAUCGUUAUUUGAGGAUAUCUGUUGGAAAUGUUCAUUCCUCUAGAUGAGCAUUUGUUUUGUUCAGAGGUCACUAAUGUUGUCUGUCUCUGUAGUUUAUCCAAACAAUUUAAUAGUAUCCAAUUCUCCCACACUAAAUUCAUCCAAACAAUACUGAUGGAUUUUUUGUCUUACGCACCUGUGCACAAUUAUUCUAGAACAAAUAAACAUCGUUCUUUGAACUGUUUUCAAAGUG
Syngnathoides biaculeatus (alligator pipefish) is the source of this 3575-nucleotide messenger RNA. It is a transcript of the gene evc, whose product is annotated as evC complex member EVC. Gene Ontology annotation, biological process: smoothened signaling pathway. Lineage: Eukaryota; Metazoa; Chordata; Actinopteri; Syngnathiformes; Syngnathidae. Bases 209 to 3109 code for a protein of 966 amino acids. The transcript has 20 exons. The record is from RefSeq and is a predicted model, not a curated record.